AUGCCAUACCCAACCCGAGCUAAGAAAGAGAAGCAGGAAGAGGAGUAUCAGAAUUUUCUAGAUCACAUCAAGACUCCUCAAAUCAACAUACCAUUCACUGAAGCCGUCAUGCAAAUGCCCAAAUAUGCAAAGUUCCGUAAGGAACUUCUCACCAAUAGAAAGAAGAUGGAAGAAGUGCAGAAGGUGGUACUCAAUGAAAACUGCUCAGCUGCUAUGCUAAAUAAGCUACCAAAGAAGAAAGGCGACCCGGGGAGCUUGACCUUACCCAACCAAUUUGGCAACUUGACCAUCAUUCCUGCCUUAGCCGAUUCGGGAGCAAGUGUGAAUCUAAUGCCAUAUUCGUUCUUCAAGAAGUUGGAUCUCUCGGAACCAAGGCCAAUUCGCAUGGCAAUACACUUGGCAAACAAAACAGUCACCUUUCCAAGAGGCAUAUGCGAAGACAUACUAGUCAAGGUGGACAAAUUCGUCUUUCCCGCUGAUUUUAUUAUUCUAGACAUGGAGGCGGAUCCAUAA
Molecule: messenger RNA, 513 nt
Organism: Lactuca sativa (garden lettuce)
Lineage: Eukaryota; Viridiplantae; Streptophyta; Magnoliopsida; Asterales; Asteraceae
Biological process (GO): proteolysis
Molecular function (GO): aspartic-type endopeptidase activity
Source: RefSeq, a predicted model, not a curated record